Messenger RNA from Stereum hirsutum FP-91666 SS1, 1287 nucleotides. RefSeq names its product Deoxyhypusine synthase. Gene Ontology annotation, cellular component: cytoplasm. Gene Ontology annotation, biological process: peptidyl-hypusine biosynthetic process. The record is from RefSeq and is a predicted model, not a curated record. NCBI's taxonomy places the organism in Eukaryota, Fungi, Basidiomycota, Agaricomycetes, Russulales, Stereaceae. The transcript has 7 exons. Gene Ontology annotation, molecular function: deoxyhypusine synthase activity. Bases 13 to 1098 code for a protein of 361 amino acids.
GUUUGGAUAGAUAUGGCUGCGAUUCCGUCUGGCGCAUCGUCAGCGGUGCUGAAACCGUCUGAUCCGGUUCCAGAGGACGCUGUUACCGUCCAGGGCCCAAAUUUCGACGAGCCUCUAACUCUAGAUGCUUUCUUGAGCUCGUACGAGCGUAUCGGCUUUCAAGCGAACCAUCUAGGAAGGGCUAUAAACGUGGUAAACAAGAUGAGGAAGUGGCGUCUGUCCGACGAGCCCAUCGCCGAAGACGAAGACGAAGAACUCCGCGAUCCCGCCGUCCGUUCGCAAAUAAAAUGUAACAUCUUCCUCGGCUACACCUCCAACCUCAUCUCCUCCGGCCUGCGCGAAGUCAUCCUCCAUCUCGCCAAACACAAACACGUCUCCUGCCUCGUCACCACCGCCGGCGGCAUCGAAGAAGACUUCAUAAAAUGUCUCGGGAAGACCUACCUCGCUGAUUUCCACCUCGAUGGCGCCGACCUGCGCAAGCGUGGGAUGAACAGGAUCGGGAAUCUGAUUGUGCCGAACGAUAAUUAUUGCAAGUUUGAGGAUUGGCUGAUGCCGAUACUGGAUACGAUGCUGGAGGAGCAGAAGGCGAGUGAGGGCAAGAUGGUGUGGAGUCCGAGUUCGUUCAUUAGGAGGUUAGGGAAGGAGAUCAACAAUGAGGAGUCUGUGUAUUAUUGGGCAUAUAAAAACGAUAUCCCUGUGUUCUGUCCCGCGCUGACUGAUGGGUCCAUCGGAGACAUGAUAUACUUCCAUUCAUUCAAGAACCCGGGAUUGGUGCUCGAUAUCGUACAGGAUAUACGGGCUCUGAACGAGCGAGCGCGUAUGUCGAAGAAGGCCGGUAUGAUCAUCCUUGGCGGAGGUGUCUGCAAGCACCAGAUAGCCAACGCCAUGCUCAUCCGCAAUGGUGCAGAUUACUCUGUCUACAUCAACACCGGUCAAGAAUUCGACGGAUCCGACUCUGGUGCUCGUCCAGACGAGGCCGUCUCCUGGGGAAAGAUUCGAGCCGGCUCAGAGUCUGUUAAAGUCUUCGCAGACGCCACACUCGUCUUCCCGAUGCUCGUCGCUGCCACAUUUGCGCAGGACGCUCCUGGUCGACGGUAGCCAUGUAGACUGAACGGACGGUUCCGCAGUGAAGAUAUUACUACUUGUUGUACAAUGGUUCAAAAACCCUCUGGGGUCAAAAAUGUAUCCACCACCGCUCUAGACUUACAACAACGAUAGAAUACCAUCAUGGUAUUCUUAAUCACUGGUUUGUUGUCCAAUAGAUCGCCACAUGUGGCGCAUGUCUUG